Talaromyces rugulosus is the source of this 1176-nucleotide messenger RNA. RefSeq lists its product as uncharacterized. NCBI's taxonomy places the organism in Eukaryota, Fungi, Ascomycota, Eurotiomycetes, Eurotiales, Trichocomaceae. The transcript has 2 exons. The coding region runs from base 1 to 1176 and encodes 391 amino acids. The record is from RefSeq and is a predicted model, not a curated record.
AUGGACAUGGGACAGGUCUCAUCCAUGGCCGGCCUGGCCAGCCUCACCACGUUCAUCGUUUCCCUGCGACUAUACUCGCGCCAUAUCACCAAACAGCGAUUCUGGUGGGACGACUGGCUGAUGAUUUUUGCUCUCGCUUGCAAUUUGGGCGGCUUGGGGGUUGAUUCUGCCAUGGUGCUCAAAGUGCAAGACGCGUCAAAGGAGGGCGCUCCUCCUCUGUCCGCACCGGAAAUGACCAGAGUCCGCAAAUUGUUGCUGGCCAGCGAUAUGAUGUAUGUGUCGAGUCUGUCGCUAAGCAAGCUCAGCGCGCUGCUCAUGCAGUACCGCAUCUUUGCCGUGGCGCACCAUUUCAAGCGGUGGGUAUGGGCUAUUGGCACGUUUGUGGUUGCUUGGUGGGUGGUUGUUUUUUUUCUGUUGAUUUUUACCUGCUGGCCAGUGGAAAAGAGAUGGGAUGCGUCGAUUCCCGGUAGCUGUCCCAGUCGAGGUUCAGGUUCAAUCGCCAAUUCGGUGGCGAGUAUCGUGGGCGAUGUGAUGCUUUUGAUGCUGCCGAUUCCGCAGAUUUGGAAAUUGCAGCUGCGCCUGACGGAGAAGAUUUUGCUGACGCUGAUAUUCUGCCUGGGUGUUUGUAUCAUCUUCACGUCUGUCGCCCGGCUCAUAGUCUUUGUGCACGACGAGCAGGGCCAAGCCAACAUGUCAUACAGCAUGAUCGGAGUCGUCGGCUGGUCCGACGUGGAAAUGUCCACGGGCAUCAUAUGCGCAUGUCUGCCGACAUUCCGGCCGAUAAUAAUACGGAUAUCAAAAGCUAGGGCACGGCUGUGGGCGCGCAUACGUCGCAAGAAGACGGCCGGAAAGCAAGUCUCGACCAGCACAAGCAACAACAACAGCAGCAGUAGCAAUAGCAAUAGCAGCAACGGCAGCAACAGCAGCGGCACAGUUACUGUACCAUCAGUCUGCCGACACAGUCUUUCGGCCGGCAGUGCUGGCAGUGCUGGCAGCAAGGCUUGCCAUGUCUGCAAUACCACCGCAGUCGACCGGCUGUAUUAUGGGGCAGAUCACGAUUUGUAUAGUAUUCUGUCAAUGGACGACGAGCUGUCGCUGGAGCACACUGGCGACAUGGCCAUGUCGAUUAUGCCGUUCAAGCAUGAAUUGGGGGAGAACGUCGGAACGGCAGUAUAA